AUGGCAACAGACGGACCCCUACACGUUGUCGCGCUGGUCUCCGGGGGGAAGGAUAGCUUCUACUCCAUUCUCCACUGCCUGGCGAAUGGGCACCGCGUCGUAGCUCUAGCUAACCUCCACCCGCCGCCUAGAGUCAUCAAUGCUAAUGAGGCCGACCUGAAUAGUUUCAUGUACCAGACCGUGGGUCAUCAAGUCAUCCCAUUGUAUGCACAGGCCACGAGACUACCUCUAUUUCGCCGACCUAUCCUGGGAACAGCGGUGGACCAUGGCAUAAGCUACCAGGACCCUGAUGGCCACCGCGAAGACGAGGAUGAGACAGAGUCCCUUGUCCCGCUAUUGCGUGCUGUUCUCGAGGCCCACCCGGAUGUCAACGCCCUGUGUACAGGCGCUAUACUAUCGACGUACCAGCGAACCCGCGUCGAAUCCGUUGCUCUGAGGCUCGGCCUGGUGCCGCUGGCCUAUCUAUGGCAAUUCCCUGAACUUCCAUUGCCCUUUGCCGCUACAGAUAGUCAAGCUCUGCUCCGCGAUAUGGCAGCCGCAGGGCUGGAGGCCCGUAUCGUGAAGGUGGCUAGCGCUGGCUUGGGAGAGGAAUUCUUAUGGGAAAAUGUGGCAAGCGAGUCCGCCGUGUCUCGCAUCCGCCGCGCGCUCCGCCGCUUUGGGGGCGACGGGGGACGGGGUGCCGUCUUAGGAGAGGGCGGCGAGUUUGAGACACUUGUCGUAGACGGCCCGUCGGUGCUGUUUAAGGGUCGAGUAGUAGUUGAUGAAGGUGACAAAAGAAUAGUACGCGAAGGUGGUGGAAGCGCUUGGCUAAGCAUUCGUAAGGCUAAGGUCGAGAUGAAGUCGGAUUUGGAUGCAUCAUCUCAGAUAGAUAGUUACGGUGUUCGUAUCCCAGACCUGCUCGAUUUGGAAUUCAAGACUGUUCUCGAGUCGCUGCAUAACGAGGGCAAGCUGGGGUAUGAUCAUAGCGGGGGAGUAUCUCAGACAUUGCUGUCACCUACAUCGAGCUUGUCUCGGUAUAAGCACACCGAGUCUAGUAGCAAUGAUUGGUACUUUGUUGGAAAUUCGGGGGCCAUUGAAGAUCAGACAGCUAGGAUCGUUGACGAGGUUCGUCGACGGCUAGGCGACCAUGUCCUACCGUCAACAGCAAUUGUCAGUUCCGUCAUCGUGUUACGGCGUAUGGCAGACUUUCCGACCGUUAACAAGCUCUACGGUGCCCUGUUCCGUGAACCAAACCCGCCUGCUCGAGUAACUAUCUCAUGUGGGGAUUUGAUGUUACCUCGAGGCACCGACAUAGCUGUUCUUCUCACCGUUCAGCCUCAUUUGCAGCGAAAUGAAAGACGUGGUUUGCACGUCCAGUCGCGGUCGUACUGGGCACCAGCCAACAUUGGCCCAUACAGCCAGGCGGUCACGUAUCCCCUGCUUAGGAGCGACGAGGGUCAGAAUAACGAUGCCCAAAACUCAGAAAUGCCUCUUGCGGUGUCCAUCGCGGGUCAGAUACCCUUGGUACCCGCCUCCAUGACCCUGCCUCCGAUACGGAAAGAUGGUAGCAGUAGCCUCGCAUUGCAAAUAACCCUAGCGCUGCAGCACCUCUGGCGUGUUGGCGGUGAGAUGCAGGUCCAAUGGUGGAGCGGCGCCGUGGCAUACUUCCCGCGCUCGGCCCUCCGCUCGGAAGCGAGACACAGUGCCCUGCUCGCUUCUGCGGCGUGGAACGCAGCGCACGUGGCAUCCUCUAGUCUGUCGACAGACGCGGUAGAGGAGCCGGACCCGUGGGAUCGAAAGUACAAUCCUGCGUAUAUGACAUAUGGUAAUAGUAGCGACGAUACCGCUUCGAGACCGAGUCUUCCUGAUUGGGAGGUCUUGAAGGAUUUCGACGCAGAUGCAGAUGCAGAUGCAGAUGCAGAUGCUGACGCUGAAGAUGGGAAGAUUCCCCACAGACCACUACCGUUCGUCUUCUCCGCUGAGGUCGAAGAGCUGCCGCGUUCGGCUGGUGUGGAGUGGCAUGCGCAUCUGGGAUUCGCGAAUGUGGACGCCGGAUCUAUCCGGUUGUAUGCCUUUGGCGCCGCUGCUUGCCAGGCAAUUGAAGGACCUAUCUCGGCUCUACCCCUCACUAAUGCGGUGGACUUUGAGAACAUAGUGGACCAUUAUGCAGUAGUUGUUAAGAGGUCUCUACUCGAACUACUGGCAGGUUUAGAGCCCGAUGAUUCUGUUGUAGUCGUACCAACACCGAAAUUCACAUAUGUCGACCCCGAAGCAUUUAAGUUUCCUGAGGAUAUGGGAGCUUGGUUAAGUAAGGGCGCGAUAAUACCUUGUAGGUCUCUAUGGGAUUCACAAGGUCGUCGGUUGAAUAUGGUGUCUAUAUUCGAAACUAGGUGGUCUAAAGUACGUUAG
This is a messenger RNA of Daldinia loculata, 2388 nucleotides long. Its product is annotated as adenine nucleotide alpha hydrolases-like protein. The record is from RefSeq and is a predicted model, not a curated record. Gene Ontology annotation, biological process: protein histidyl modification to diphthamide. Gene Ontology annotation, molecular function: diphthine-ammonia ligase activity. The transcript has 4 exons. NCBI's taxonomy places the organism in Eukaryota, Fungi, Ascomycota, Sordariomycetes, Xylariales, Hypoxylaceae. Bases 1 to 2388 code for a protein of 795 amino acids.